Molecule: messenger RNA, 3636 nt
Organism: Trypanosoma grayi
Lineage: Eukaryota; Euglenozoa; Kinetoplastea; Trypanosomatida; Trypanosomatidae
Product: putative lipase domain protein
Exons: 1
Coding region: 1-3636 (1211 amino acids)
Biological process (GO): lipid metabolic process
Source: RefSeq, a predicted model, not a curated record
AUGGCGAGACGUCCCAUCCCGCGAGCACCACGGCGGAACCUUCAAUUGUACACCGGUGUACAGUCAGCAGCUGACGGUACGGAUGGGGAACCACUGCAGCUUCCGAACUCCCGUGGUACUUCGGCUGAGUAUGUGGAGCUGCAGAUAGAAGUUCUCUCCCCUUUCGUUGUUCGGCUGAUGUUAUUCAUGUGGUACGCCGUUUUAAUUGCAGCCGUGAUUGUGGAGAGUAUUGAUUUUGUUGCAUGGGGUGUGGUAAACGUAUGCGGUGAGGAUGUGAGCGAUAUGCGUCAUUAUGAUCUCUGGGAUAGUCCUUGCGCGAGGACUGAAGUGGAGAACGACACUACUGCGUUGUACACCGUUCACUGGGAAGGAAGACCAUACGAAGAGAACUUCUUCAGCGAUUCAAUGGUGAGGUUUGUCAACGUUGUCUUUAGUCUGGCGUCUCCAGAUGACUGGGACAUGACGGAGGAGGAUAUACGCAAGUAUGAACUGGAGGCGUAUGUCUUCGGCAAGGCGGAUCCCCAGAAUGGCACCAAGUUGCCGUUCCCCAUUACUUGCAGACGGUCAUCAUCACGCUGUGAAUUUGCGGAGCUAAAGGCGGAGGCCGUGCUAAUUGCCGCGGGUGGAGGAAAGGCGUCGGUUUCACUAAGUGGUUUGCCAGCGAGUCUCGCACGCGGGGCCAACAGCUCUUCCAUCGGGAUCCUAUUUCAAAAGCCCAAGUAUGUGUUGGGAACAUUUGUUUGGCGUUACGUGUUUCUGGUGAUUUCGUUCCUUCAUCUUGUGCGAUUUAUCGUGUAUAAAAAAUAUACCUGCACUCUAUACGAGCAGAGCUGGGUGGUGGCGUUGCAGCUCUCGCUCUUCUGGUAUCUCAAUCCCUUGAGCAUUCUAACCUCCACGUCGCAGCGGCCAUCGUUCGUGCUUGACUUCCUUGAGUUUCACUUCCCAACAUGGUAUAUGGCGAUGACGAUAGGCUUCAUGUUCUCCGUUAUCACUGCCUCGAUGCGGUGGGCGUCGCCACUCAACCCAGAAACUCAAAAACACAAGCUGUGGAGCUUCAUUGGCAUUAAAGAAUACUUGUGCCAAAGGAGUAGUAUCUGCGACCCGCCAAUGUGGACAAAGAUAGUAGCAGUGCUUUUUAUUGUUGUAAUCAUUCUGCUGGAUUUUAUCGAAACAGUGUGGCACAACAUACUUGAAUUUUAUGGGUGGAAACCGUGGUCGCGACCUAUGUAUUACAGCAUCGCUGCCCUGCUCGUCCUUGGGGCGCUCAUUUGCUGUGGGUUCCUUGUCCACCUUCAUCGGAAUCUUGGGGCGAAAUCGUAUCUGUUCUCACGCCCACAACAGAUUGCGUGCCGCGUUUUUAUCCUUGUUUUUGGGAUGGCGUUCAUAUUUCACCUAUUUCUGAUUGUCAUGUUCUUCACACGCUACAAUACGAUCCCCGGAAUGGUGGCACCACAACCAUUAAUCCAGCUCCCGGCUAUCAUGGUGGAAACGUUCCUUACAAAUAUUAUGACACUCAUUUACACAACACGCAAUCGAAGUGAUUUGGUGCCGAUUCACCCACGUGAUGAGCGUUGGAAACAUAUGGUUUGGCCCGACACGUGGUACCGCUGGAUUGCCCGUCACGGUGGAAGCAUGUACAUAUUCCAUAGUGAAGCAGAAGAAACGUUGUUUAACUGGAAUCAGUGUGAAUUCCGUCACCGCCAAUACAUGGCGAGGAUCAAGAGGAAAUAUCGCGGUGCUGCACCACCAGUCCAUCUGCGCGCCAUGUCGCAGGAGGUACAGGGCACAACACAGAACACCAACGCAGAGAGUGAAACAGUAGAACGCGCCCAAACGUUCGCCGACUUUCGUUCACCAUAUGGGCACACCUUUCUUUCUUCUGCUCCUACAAUGGGAGACGCUCAUGAAUUUCUUAACAUGGACAAGACCUCCACAUGGUUUCUCCCUGCCCACGCACGUCGUCUGACAGGGGAGUCGGGGUGCCGCUCUCCCAACAGCCGCUCGUUCUCUAUGGAGAUACCUACAAAUCGCAAUACGAGUGCGUUCACGGGAGCUCCCUCCGAUACAUGGCAGAGCGGUACCAACACUCCACACCAAGUAUUGCCUCACCGGACAAAUCUGCAGACAUCAAUGCACUACCCAGACCUCCUCCGUUCGUACUACCUCACUCAGCAGCCCAAUGGUGGUGGUGGUGAUGGUGAUGGUGCUGCUCGUCCUAGCGUGGAGGGAGGAUCAGCAAUAGGCGCGUGGAUUAACCCUGACAACCCACUACGGCGCAACGACAGGGAAAUGGCUGGUGAGACGGAAAGGGAAUCGGACCGUUUGAUGCGUACGUUGGGGCGUGCACAAGAGAUGCUGGGCUCUAUCAUGAGGAGUGCGGAGCGGAACUUAAUAACUCGGCCAGUUUACGCGUUCGAGCAGUUGGAAACUGCCAUUCUCGAUGCUGCCCAACGACCGUUUCAGGAUAUCGAAUACCUCCCUUUCUUCAAUCUCGAAACGGCCAUCGACUGCUUCAACCUAUCUUGGGAAGCGUAUGGAGCCUCGUACCGACCGGAGGGUAGAAUGGAGCGACGGCCUUUGCAGCCUUCGGUAUUUCGUCUCUGCUGCUGCUGCUGCUGCUGCUGCUGCUCCGCUUCGCCAUCUUCACUUUCAUUCGAUAGUAUCGUGGAGUUGCCAGCUGCUUCCACAGUGGCGAUGCCGGUGGGGUCGGAUGGGGAGGGCAUUGAUGGUGAUGGUGCCGGGGAAACGAUGGGCACGGAGGACUCCAACGCCCCGCCGCCCAUCAAUGUUGAGCAGUAUGGCUACGUUCUUAUUGCAGUGCUUGAGGCGAUGGACGUGCAGGUCAUAAUAUCGCUCUUUGAUGCACAAGAGUCAGGGCACGAAGAAAAGGCAUCGAGAAUUGUUAUCGCCUUCCGCGGCACGAUGAACAUGAGCAACGCCUGGCAAGAUCUUCGCGUCCGUCGUGUGGUGUGGGACGAAAUGGUUGAAGAUGAACCAGAGUCGUUUCGGAAGCUGCGCUGUGGGUGGCAGCCGACUGUGCAUGUGGGAUUCCUUUCCAUUUGGAACGCACACCGCGAACACAUUCAGCGGAAACUCUGGGGUGUUUUGGCGGCCAAGCCUACGACUGUGUAUCGUAUUUUUUGCACUGGCCACAGCCUUGGCGGCGCUCUCGCAUCGCUCUGCGCGUACAGUGUACGCAAUAUGCUCCGUCGAAAGGAGUAUCCACUCGCGGAGGUGACCGUUUACACGUUUGGGCAGCCACCGCUCGGUAAUAGCGCCUUUCGAAAGACGUACAACAAGGCUGUCCCGCGUACCUUCCGUGUUGUUAACGAGAGUGAUGCGGUCUCGCUGAUUGGUGUGUACGGCUGCCACGUCGGCAUUGAGGUGGACAUUGACCGUCAUGGCAACUGCAUUUGCAAGCCGACAUAUAUGGAACGUCUAUUCCGUCCAAUAAAAGGUAAAGGCUUCGCCGUUGAAAACCACCUUAUGAGUUUUUAUGGCACCUCGUUGAAUGCCCUUGGGGAGGGUACCGGCUGCCCGAUCUCAGCCUUUAUUGGGACUGGUGAAGCUUGUGACAAUGAUGGUGGGGGCAAUGGCGGCAGUAAUGGUGAGGCGGUACCACAAGCUGGGAGUUGA